Thunnus maccoyii (southern bluefin tuna) is the source of this 814-nucleotide messenger RNA. It is a transcript of the gene smim22, whose product is annotated as small integral membrane protein 22. The transcript is spliced from 4 exons. Bases 206 to 463 code for a protein of 85 amino acids. Gene Ontology annotation, biological process: regulation of cell population proliferation. Lineage: Eukaryota; Metazoa; Chordata; Actinopteri; Scombriformes; Scombridae. The record is from RefSeq and is a predicted model, not a curated record.
UUUUGUUAAACGCCUGUUGCCUCCUCUCUGCUCAUUUCUCUUCCUUGACUCCUCCGCUCCCAUCUCAGGUGGAGAGGAAGAGGCGAGGAGAGGAGGUGAGGGAAGGGAUCAAGGAUGUAGCUACAAACAAAUGAGAAGAGGGAGGUAGACCUUCGUACCCGGAAAGAAAAAGAUUAAAUCGAGCGACUCUUUAACAGACAGAGCGAUGGAUCAGAGGGACAUCCAGCAGGAGUUUAAGGAUCAGUUUCAAGAUGUGGUCUCCAGACUGCAGUCCAAGCACUUCUUCCAGUCUGACUGGGACAUCGCCUCUUUUGCAAUCUUCUUCAUCUUCAUCGGUAUGGUUCUGCUGAUGGUCAUCCUGGUCCUCAUCCGCUGCUGCUGCUGCUGUUGCUGUGAUGAGGGCAAACCUCGAAAACGGAAGGUUGGAGCGGCGAACCAUGCUUUCGAGACUGAACUACACUGAUGAAGUAUUGUUACUGCGGUUAAUGAAGCUAGAAGCAGAGUCUCAUAGUCUGACUCCUGUGCCAAAGCAGAAACUUUUAUUUUACUGUCAGCUGUCUGUCAAUGAAUAGUCUACAUGCACAUAGAAUGAUUUUUUUGCUGACAAGCUCUUUGCUACACUGCUAUGUGAUCUUGUUGUCUGUCACUGCUAUGUGGGAUUUAUUACUUGGAUACCACAGAGGAGUAGGAAACCAGCUAUGAUCACCCUGAGCUGACUGUUUUUAGAUUUGAAUGUCACUUCCUCUUACUAUGUUUGUUUAAAGGAUUCAUUUCAUUUUGAAUGUUUUACUUAGUAAUAAAAAUAUAAACUUUG